CUCCUUUUGACUUCCCUUUGACUUCCCUUUGACUUCCCUUUGACUUCCCUUUUCCAUUUGAAUUCCUUUGACUUCCCUUUGACUUGCCGUCGACUUUACUUCGACUUUCACCCAAUAUUGCCAUACGCCCAUCGCCAAAGCCCCCAAUUCCCUGCCCACUUCCGACGGCCAAACUAUAGCCCUAUUACUAUGGGACUCACACCACAUGAAUUCUGUGAGAACCUAGCUCGACAGCGAACUAGUUUUAGCCACGACGAACAAAUUAAAUAUAUGGAAUUUAUCUCUCAGACAUAUUACUUUACCUACAAUGCAUCCCCGACAAAACAACAGAGAAUCGUUAGACGCCGUCUUCAAGAAAUCCGGCAAUUAAGUGACUAUAUCUGGAUUCUAGUGGCUAUCACUUUCACUUUUACCAGUCUUGCACAUCUUUGUGAAUUUGAUAAAUGCUUAAAGAUGAUCGAGUCUUGGCUGAACAAGUAUCCUAUUACUCAAGAUCAGUACGAAAGUGCCCGUGCUAGACUACAAGCUCUGGACAACAAGAGGGAGGAAGUGAUUAAUGAUGGACAAAAGUUGGGGAAGAAAGUUCCCCGGAGGAAUGUGCCAAAAAGGAAUUCAUUUCCGAUACCAAUAAAAAGCAUCGAUAUAUCAAGUCCUAUUUACAGUCCACAGCAAGCCCCAAUAUCAACAGAUAUCAACCCGGGAGAUAGCGAAAGCGCGAAAGGCAUCCAAGAUUUUCUCUCAUCUAUAGAGCGUGAGAGCUUAGAUCCAGGAGAUAGAGUGAUUUACAUUUCAUCCGAAGACCAGCUACACGAUAAGCUGGAAGACCUAUUCUUGCAACCACUGUUUUGGCGAUCAUAUACCAACCAGCACCCUAUCCCUGGUGAUAUGCCCACUUCUAUAACCGACUUUAUCGCGUCUCUUACUAAGAUCAACGUCCAACAACUAGAGGCCAUCGACUACGCUAAAGAUGCGGCCACGCCCAAAGAAGUACCAAUCGCUGAAGUGGCUAAAUAUUUCCAGUCACCGCCAAUGAAUCGCUCGGCGUUGAACUUUCUUGAUAUGGAGAAUUUAUAUCUUCCUUGUGUUCCGGCACCUGUACGCCAAACAGAUCUGCUUCGAACGGCAUAUCUACGCAAGCGUGGAUCAGUGUCCAAGUCUCUGAGAAGUUAUGAUACAGUUCCUCCGGAUCGAGAGUUUCUUCUCUUAUCCGGCCGUAACUCCGUUUCACUAAUUCAUGUUGAUACUGCCGGGCAUUUAACCUGGAUUAUCGGAAUUUCCGGCCGCAAGAUCUGGUACGUGCCUAGUGAUCUUACCUCGGCGGCCAACAGACUCGCAACAGGUGGGAGUCAAUUUCCAGAACAUUAUGAGGACGGAUGGAGACGUAUAAUCAUUGAACCUGGUGAUCUAUUGUUUAUGCCACCAGGUUGCCCACAUGCUGUGUUUACCCCCGAGGAUUCAUUUGCCGUUGGAGGUCACUUCUAUACACGUUCACAUCUUAGCACAACAAUUUCUACUACCGCUCUUCAAGCCCGCUAUGGGAGCACUUUCUGCAAUGAGAGCUUAUUCUUGCAGGAUUACCUGAAUAUUACACUGAUUCUCGAACAGUGUAAGGACUUAUUCUCCAGUGCAGACAUGGCACGGUUGGUAGCAAGCAAAGUGUAUUGGGAGUGCGCCAAUCAACUCAAUGCUCAUGCAGAAUCAAUGUCCAGGUAUGAUGCUGAGCAUUCCACGGCGAGGCCCGGAGGUGAAUCUCUUGCCAAGGGUAGCAAGGGUGGCAGUAAAAAAAGAGGUAAAACUGCUACCAAGAAUGCUCCGACCAACAGGGAAGAUACUACUAGGAGAGACGUACACAUCGCAUGGCUUCGGAUCCUAGAUUUCAUGCAGCGGGCAAGUACAGAGCUUCAGAUACAUUUAAUCCAGGGAGAUACUUGAUAACAAGAUUUAAGUACCACUUGUCACUUUCAUAGCAACAAUGCAGG
Aspergillus japonicus CBS 114.51 is the source of this 1979-nucleotide messenger RNA. RefSeq lists its product as uncharacterized. Gene Ontology annotation, molecular function: transcription coregulator activity; histone demethylase activity. The record is from RefSeq and is a predicted model, not a curated record. Gene Ontology annotation, biological process: protein demethylation; regulation of transcription by RNA polymerase II. The transcript is spliced from 5 exons. Lineage: Eukaryota; Fungi; Ascomycota; Eurotiomycetes; Eurotiales; Aspergillaceae. The coding region runs from base 190 to 1932 and encodes 580 amino acids.